Messenger RNA from Camelus dromedarius (Arabian camel), 3055 nucleotides. It is a transcript of the gene ZNF500, whose product is annotated as zinc finger protein 500. Gene Ontology annotation, biological process: regulation of transcription by RNA polymerase II. NCBI's taxonomy places the organism in Eukaryota, Metazoa, Chordata, Mammalia, Artiodactyla, Camelidae. Bases 294 to 1766 code for a protein of 490 amino acids. Gene Ontology annotation, molecular function: RNA polymerase II cis-regulatory region sequence-specific DNA binding; DNA-binding transcription factor activity, RNA polymerase II-specific. The transcript is spliced from 7 exons. The record is from RefSeq and is a predicted model, not a curated record.
UUGGGACGCCCACGCGGCCUGGUUCUCAAGCUUCAGGGCGGUUCAGCCAGUGGCCCCGGCGACCGUCCUGGGUCUCUGUUUUGCGGGUUGUGGUCUUCGUUUGUGGCCCGCCAAGCCCACCUCGUCUGCUGUUACGCUCCCGUCCUGGCCUGCCGCCUCGGGCGCGCCCUGAGCCCCUAAGGGUCGCAGCGCUGCGGAGCCCUGGAAACAUCUCUCCCAGUGUCUGGCCAGAGGUUUAGGGAGAGACAGGUUUAAUUCCCAGGCCAGAGAAGGAGCAAGGCCCAGCAGGAGCAAUGGCGACCUCUCCCGGCCUCCAGCACCCGCCAUCCCUGGAGCAGGACGAGAUCCUGAUUGUGAAGGUGGAGGAGGACUACUGCUGGGAAGAGGAGCCCUCCCUAGAGGAAGAAGACCCUAGCCCCGAGACCUUCCGCCAGCUUUUCCGGCUUUUCUGCUACCAGGAGGUGGCGGGACCUCGGGAGGCCCUGAGCCGCCUCUGGGAGCUCUGCUGCCGUUGGCUGCGGCCUGAGCUGCGCACCAAGGAGCAGAUCCUGGAGCUGCUGGUGCUGGAGCAGUUCCUGACGGUGCUGCCAGGGGAGAUCCAGGCCCGGGUGCGGGAGCAGCAGCCAGAGAGCGGUGAGGAGGCCGUGGUCCUCGUGGAAGGGCUGCAGCGGGAGCCCAGGAAACAAAGGCAGCGGGAUCUGGAGGUGCUCCCUGAUGAUAUACUGCCCCAUGGGACAGGGGAUUGGUUCUUGAAAUGCCAGACAGAGGCCCAGCCAGAGGAGCUAUCCCUGGAGAAAGGGGCUCAGUACUUCAGCCAGCAGCUCCCAGCACAGCUGAGCCAUGGACCAAAAAGAGGCCCCCAGCUCUGGCCAAAUAGGGGCCCAGUGACCUCCCGGCAUCAGGAGACAGCAGCACUGGCCACGUCUUUCCUCUCAGCCUGGUCCCAGCAGGUGCCGGUGACUGUGGAGGACAUGGCCGUGUACCUGUCCCAGGAGGAGUCGGGGUGCCUGGACCUGACUCAGCAGGACUACAGCUGCAGCGUGCUGCCAGAGUGUGAGGGACUCCUCGCUCCCAGGCCCUGUCUGAUUGCCCAGCAGGGGCGAGGGGAAGGCCAGCAGGACCCGGCUUGUGCAGCCCUGGGGCCGAGGGGAGUCUCAGGCAGCGCCGGCUCAGAGCUUGCGGUGCGAGUGGAGAUCGGAGAGGACGCCGGGGAGGACACGCCGAUGAGAAUGGGCUGGGGCCAAGCGCUCCCGGGUCAUGGUCGGGGUUUGGGGCCCAGCCUGACCAGACCCCAACAGGCUUUGGACAGAGCGGGGCCCCGCGGGGUCCUGAAGCCGCACACGUGUCCCGAGUGCGGCAAGGCCUUCAGUAAGACGUCCCACCUGACCAAGCACCAGCGCACGCACACGGGGGAGCGGCCCUACCAGUGCCAGGUGUGCGGGAAGCGCUUCGGCGACCGCUCCAACUGCAGCACGCACCAGAGAGUGCACACGGGCGAGAAGCCCUAUGCCUGCACCGAGUGCGGUAAGCGCUUCAGCCAGAGCUCCAGCCUGGUCAUCCACCGCCGGACGCACACCGGGGAGCGGCCGUAUGCCUGCACCGAGUGUGGGAAGCGCUUCAACAACAGCUCGCACUUCAGCGCGCACCGCAGGACGCACACGGGCGAGAAGCCCCACGCGUGCCUGGUCUGCGGCAAGGGCUUCCGCCGGGGCACCGACCUGCGCAAGCACCAGCGCACACACUGCCGGGAGCAGCCCCCGCCCUGAACCCCGGGUCUCCAGGACGCCCCCCGCCCCUCCCCGGGACCAGGGCCUGCUGUUUCAGGAAGCUACCAGAGUUGUUUCUGUCCCGGAGCCAGCAUCUCAGACUCCGUUUGUUCCCAUGGGCCAGCGUGAGGACACUCAGUGGGGCAUUUGGGGUGCCCAGGCCAAGGGAGGAAGCUGGACACCACAGGUGUGUUCGCGUCUGGGCGGCCAGAGGACCACUCUCUGGGUGGCUUACACCACCGGGAAUUUAUUCUCUCAUGGUUUGGGAGGCCAGAGUCUUAAAUCAAGGUGUCUGCAGGGCUGGCUUCUUCUGGAGGCUCUGAUGGAGGAUUUGUCCCACACCUCUCCUGGCUCCUGGAGGUGCCAGCCAUCCUUGGUGCUCCUGGACUUGUGGCACAUCACUCCAGCCCUGCUUCUGUCUCCCAUGGCCUCUUCCAUGUGCGCCUCCGCGUUCGUCUCCUCUCACAAGGACAGUCAUUGGAUUUAGGGCACCUUUAAUCCAGAAUGACCUUACCGUAACUAAUUACAUCUACAAAGACCUUGUUUCCAACUAAGGUCACCUUCUGAGGUUCUGGACAUGAUUUAGGGAGACACCCUUGUUUCCAACUAAGGUCACCUUCUGAGGUUCUGGACAUGAUUUAGGGGGACACCCUUCAGCCCCCUUGGGGGAAGGCUUAGUGGCUGCAGUUGCUUGCAGCUUUAUGGACCCCAGCCUUCCCUGGGCCAUCUCCCACCUUCCCCCACAAGCUUGCCACACUUUCAAAAUGUAGCCAGGGUGGGUUUUCUGGUAUCACAGUGGUGUUAGUAAGGAGAUGGGUGAGUUGUGGGUCACCUUCACAGAUCCAGGCUGUUCUGCAGGAUGGCUGGCCGGUGUGGGGAUGCUUCCCUGAGUUCCCACCUUCCAGCCUCUCCCAGCCCGCCAGGAAGCCCAGGGUUGUGGCCUCACCACUUUAGGGCACUAGGGCUGCCUUUGUUCCAGCCCAAGUGGCCAUGUUCCAGGGCAGAGGCUGGCCUGGGUUGCCCCACUUUGUCUUUCUGAGGUGGAUGUCCCUCUCUGACCUGUUCACAUCCCUAGUCUUGUGAGUGGCCGAGGGGAGCGAUUAGGGUCCUUGUUUGGUUGGGUCAUUAGUGAAGUUGUGGGGCAGCUCUGAAAUCACUGAGUUCCUUAAUAUUCCAUCCAGGGACUGUUCAUCCAAUCACUGUAUUUUUAGCUUUUCACACAACCCAGGUUCCAGGGUGUGUGACUUGCUCUUUUCUGUUCUCUUAAUAAAUGACAUCAGUUAUUCUGG